Messenger RNA from Bursaphelenchus okinawaensis, 1368 nucleotides. Lineage: Eukaryota; Metazoa; Nematoda; Chromadorea; Rhabditida; Aphelenchoididae. The record is from the annotation of a GenBank genome assembly.
AUGUAUUGUUUACCAAUACUAAUAUUUUUAUUAUCACUACAGACUUCUUACAGCGAGUUAUCUUCUGAAUUUUCGACUGAAAAAGCUAUUCAAUACUAUUUACUGACUGGAGGGACCUAUACGAUCACACCACAACCUUGUGUAGAUAAGGCUCUUGAUGCUGAUGGUGAUUGGAAAAUUAUUGCUCAUAACAACGUAGGUUUAUAUCGCUUUUGUUAAUUCUUAUACAACUUUAAAACUGAAUUACUCACUUUAAAAGUAAGCUUUAUGAAGUGUCAUUUCUAGAGCAUUGUGUGUGACUCUUGGAAUCAAACAUGUGGAUAUCUUGUAGUGCAAUCAGAUGUUUACAAGCAAAUUAUCGUUACUUACAAGGGUUCUGUUGGUAUGUCCUUAAGAUUACCUUACGUGUUCUUAGCUUUAAUAUUAUAAUAUAUUUUGGGUUAGACUACUUUCUAACAAUGUCUAUAUUUCUUUAGGAGAACAAGUGACAGAGCUCGUAGGCUACACAUUCGUUCCACGUCAACCACUUGGUGCCGGUCGAGUACAUCUCUACAUGUACUUGGCGCAAAAUGCGACAUGGUACGUUUUUUAAUGAUCUUUACCGAAAUAUGACAUUUUAUGUUUUAGGCCUACGAUCUCUGCCAUUUUGAAUGAUACAGAUACGGCCGACUAUGACGUCAUCUUCUCAGGACAUUCCCUAGGUGGGGCUGAAGCUGUCAUCAGUGCUGUUAGGGUUGUUGAUGAGGGUAUCAAAGACUCUAGUCAAGUUCGUUCUUUUACUUAAAAAUAUGAGUACAGUAUCUUACUGCCUUUUUUAUGGUACUAUAUACAUACAUUUUUAGUUUUGACAUACGUUUUCCAGGUUCAAGUAUGGACAUACGGUCAGCCACGUGUGGGGAAUGCUCCGUUUUCGAAUAACUUUGACGAACUCUUCCCUACAUCGUACCGAGUAGUUAAUAGGAAAGACAUCGUUCCUCACGUGCCACCGUGCGACGCAAAGUUAUUAAAACAAUGUUGGCCGGCAGUGUUAGGGUACUAUCAUCAGAGCACAGAAGUCUGGUAUUAUGAUGGCUUUUAUGCUGAGAACAGCACUUAUAGGGUAAAUAUUGAAAUUUCACUUGCUAUUUUUUACGUUAAAUUCUCUUUUUUAUAAGAUAUUUGUAGUAAUAUCAUUGUAGUGAUAUUUUAUAAUUUUGAAAUCUAAUUGUACAUUUUAAGAUAUCAACUGAACCAGAGGACCCAAAUGGCUCCAACAGUCUUAUCUUUGACUACGAUGCAGCUGACCAUGCUGGCGAAGACGGAUACCUACACUUUGACCCUCAAGUAUACGGUUUGAGCAACUGUGCUGAUGAAUAUUGGCCAGGAUAA